This is a messenger RNA of Rhodamnia argentea, 2424 nucleotides long. RefSeq names its product disease resistance protein L6-like. The transcript is spliced from 5 exons. Bases 1 to 2424 code for a protein of 807 amino acids. NCBI's taxonomy places the organism in Eukaryota, Viridiplantae, Streptophyta, Magnoliopsida, Myrtales, Myrtaceae. The record is from RefSeq and is a predicted model, not a curated record. Gene Ontology annotation, molecular function: protein binding; ADP binding; ATP hydrolysis activity. Gene Ontology annotation, biological process: defense response; signal transduction.
AUGGCUACUUCGUCCGGAUAUGACCACGAAGUAUUCUUGAGUUUCAGAGGACCAGAUGCUCGAUCAGGUAUUGCCGACGUCCUAUACACUAAUAUGAUAGGUAAGGGAAUCCGCGUUUAUAAGGACGACAAAAAUCUCGGCAAGGGGCAAGAGUUUGUCCAAGAACUUCUCGAAGCAAUUAAUCAAUCAAAGAUCUCAAUUCCUAUCUUUUCCAAAAAUUAUGCGUCUAGCAUAUGGUGUCUCAAGGAGGUAGCGCAGAUGGUCGAGUGCAAGAAAUCUAAGGGACAAAAGAUCAUGCCCAUUUUUUAUGAUGUGGAUCCUAAAGAAGUUCGAUACCAAACCGGGGGUUACGAAGAGGCCUUUCGUUCCCAUGAAAAGAAGACGCGAUAUGACAAGAAGACUAUAAGUGAGUGGAAGGCUGCCCUUAAAGAAGUAUCGUUUGUACACGGAUGGGACCUGCAUAGCAAGGGGGAGAACAGGCGAGAAGGAGAGUUUGCAAAAGAACUCACCGAGGAGGUUUUCAAAGAAUUGAAAAAGGAUUAUUUGGCGGUAUCUGAUUACUUGGUCAGUGUCGACAACCAAGUGGAUGCAAUCAUGGAAAUGAUAGGUGCUGAGACAAGUGAAACACGGAUUAUAGGAAUCCAUGGGAUGGGUGGCAUCGGAAAGACAACAAUCGCCAAAAUUAUCUACAAUAAGCUUUCAGACAACUUUAAGAACUGCUGCUUUCUUCGCGAUAUUCGAGAAACGUCAAAAAGUAAGGGCAUUCAACGCUUGCAGGAACAGCUCAUCUCUGACAUCCUCAAAGAGAAAUGUGUGGUUAUAAAAGACAGUGAUGAAGGGAUUCGGACAAUUAAAGAAAGGUUGUCCAAUAAAAUGGUCCUCCUCCUUCUCGAUGAUGCCGAAGAAGGGAAUCAUAUAUCCACACUUAUAGGUAAGCGUGAUUGGUUUGGCAAAGGGACCAAAAUUAUUAUUACUACAAGAAACAAAGGUAUUCUUGAUGUUCCCGAGGUGGACAAGAGUUAUGAGCUUAGCCUUAUGAAUCCCACUCGAUCUCUUGAACUUUUUAGCAAACAUGCUUUCGGAAGAGAUACUCCUUGGGACGAUUAUAUCGACCGAUCCAAGAAGGCGGUAGAAAUUGCUGGAGGUCUUCCGCUUGCUCUUGAGGUCAUUGGUUCACGUUUGGGUCGCGUUGGAAAGGAUAAGGAUAUGUGGGACGCCGAAUUGGUGAAGCUUGAAAGAGUUCCUCGUGAUGAUGUUCGGAGUAAACUGAAAAUAAGCUAUGAUGCAUUAGAUUCUUGGCAAAAGCUUAUAUUCCUCGAUAUAGCUUGUCUUUUCAUUGGAUAUGACAAAGACAUUCUGGUUCAUUUCUGGGAUGAAUCUGAUUUUUUCCCGAUAGUAGACAUGAAAGUUUUGCAGAACAUGUCUUUGAUAAAGAUCAACGAGUAUAAUAAAGUAUGGAUGCACGACCAAUUAAGAGACCUUGGAAGAGCAAUGGUUCGUGAAGAAAGAGGCACGCAGAAGGAGAAGCAGAGUAGAGUGUGGGAUCCCGAGGAAGGAUUGGAUUUGCUCACGAGACAUAAGGGAUGUAAAGAAGUGCAAGCUCUUCGUCUCAAGUUGGACCAUGAGUGGGGGCGUCGUUUUACAUACGAGGGCUUUGAGAGCCUGUCAAAGCUAAAAUUCCUUGAAGUGGACGGUUGGGAAGGAAGUUUUCGUGCAGAAGAUAAGCUUCUUUGGCACGGAAACCCAUCAAAUGGUCUUGAGAAGUCGGUUCUCGUCCCUCAACUACGUUGGCUUUCGUGGCCCGAUAUUCCCCCAACAUUUAACAUUGCAAAUUUCUCCAUGGAAAAUGUGGUUAUUCUUAAUCUAUCAAAGAGUACUAUUAGGCAUGAUUGGAAAGGGUGGAGCCACAUGCGGACGAUGAAGAGAUUGAAAGUUCUGGAUUUGUCCAACUGUAAUAGGCUUGAGAGUUUACCAGACGAUCCGGGUAGAGGUCUUACACGCCUGGAAUACCUAUCUCCGGCACAGUGCCACUCGUUGACGAGGCUUCCGAUAUCAAUCGGAGAAUUGACGUCGCUGAUUGAGUUGGAUAUAUCCUUGACGGGGAUCGAAGAACUACCCCGUUCCAUCGGAGAGUUGAGGAAUUUGAAAGUGGUGAAGAUGGGGUGCACUAACAUAAGCAAAAUACCCGACGCAUUUUGGAAUAUUGGGAAGCUCGAACAAGUAGAAGCCUCCGGACGUUUCGGGCGUUUACAUGGAAACAUAGGUCCUGGCAUCUACGAGAAUAAAUCCCUGAGCAUCUUGAAAUUGGAGCGGGCGGAUAUAUCCAAACUACCGCGGCUUCCUGAAAAUUCGCCCGAUCUGGUGAUGGUGGGAAAUCUAAUGGGCUUGGGGAAGAUUGGAUACCACGGUGGAUUGUGGACUUGA